Alternaria rosae is the source of this 453-nucleotide messenger RNA. RefSeq lists its product as uncharacterized. The transcript has a single exon. The record is from RefSeq and is a predicted model, not a curated record. The coding region runs from base 132 to 383 and encodes 83 amino acids. Lineage: Eukaryota; Fungi; Ascomycota; Dothideomycetes; Pleosporales; Pleosporaceae.
GGCAGGACAUACGAGGACAUGUCUACACCCUUGACAACCGCGCCGGUUUAUAUUUGACCCCGGAUGGGACGCACACGCACUCCAUCUCCCUACUCCUCCCUUUUUCAGUCGGAGUCAAUGGCUACGUGCGCAUGAACGAUGGAACCAUCCUGGAACCGACAAGCCAAGGUCGAGAUGCUUUGUAUUGGCAUCAUCUGUGUUCCCCCUUUUUACCGGCACAUGACACACCGUUGGCAGCUGUCCUAGUUAAUUGGUGUGAUCUGAUUGAGAAAGGGAAUUGGUACGUUGAUGAGAACGGUGUCGCGGAUAGAGGAGAUAGAUGGAAAGAAGCGGAUACGGAAGACAAGGCCGAGGAUUACAUGACGGAUUGGAGUUGCUUUUGAGCUGAAUUAACAGGUCCGCUGCCGCCUACAUUAGCAUGAACGACUAGGCUUGGUCAGAUUCCAAGGUAAU